This is a messenger RNA of Diospyros lotus (date-plum), 1606 nucleotides long. Its product is annotated as pyruvate dehydrogenase E1 component subunit beta-1, mitochondrial-like. Gene Ontology annotation, biological process: pyruvate decarboxylation to acetyl-CoA. Bases 169 to 1281 code for a protein of 370 amino acids. The transcript is spliced from 15 exons. The record is from RefSeq and is a predicted model, not a curated record. Gene Ontology annotation, molecular function: pyruvate dehydrogenase (acetyl-transferring) activity. Lineage: Eukaryota; Viridiplantae; Streptophyta; Magnoliopsida; Ericales; Ebenaceae.
UAAGAGGCAGCCACGCAGAGAAUUCUCUUGACUCUUCUGCUCUCUCUUUUGUCGGAAAAUCACAGUUCAACUGGUAUUGUUUCCGGAUCACUCUGGAAGGAGAGAUUGUGUGUGUGUGUGUGUGAGAGAGAGAGAGAGAGAGAGAGAGAAGUUUUAUAGAAAGAAGAGAUGAUGUGGGGGAUUCUAAGCCCAAAGGUUGGAGCUGGGGGGCCUUCAGUUCAAAGGACGAAGACUGCAGUCGCAGUGUUGAGAAGUUAUUCUUCUGUAUCCAAACAGAUAACUGUAAGGCAUGCUCUAAAUUCUGCCCUUGAUGAAGAGAUGUCUGCUGAUCCUAGAGUGUUUCUAAUGGGUGAAGAGGUUGGAGAAUACCAAGGUGCAUAUAAGGUUUCAAAAGGCCUCUUGGACAAGUAUGGCCCCCAGAGGGUUGUUGAUACGCCUAUUACGGAGGCCGGUUUCACAGGUAUUGGAGUAGGUGCUGCUUAUUAUGGCCUUAGGCCUAUAGUGGAAUUUAUGACAUUUAAUUUUGCAAUGCAGGCUAUUGACCACAUAAUCAAUUCAGCUGCAAAAACAAAUUACAUGUCUUCUGGCAACAUAAGUGUACCCAUUGUUUUCCGAGGACCAAAUGGCGCUGCUACUGGUGUAGGUGCCCAGCAUUCACAGUGUUAUGCAGCAUGGUAUGGUUCCUGCCCUGGGUUGAAAGUUCUUGCCCCAUACUCGGCAGAAGAUGCCCGUGGGCUACUGAAAGCUGCCAUCAGGGACCCUGAUCCUAUUGUUUUCCUUGAAAAUGAGUUGCUAUAUGGCGAGUCCUUCCCUGUUUCAGCAGAAGCUCUUGAUUCCAGUUUUUCCCUUCCAAUAGGGAAAGCUAAGAUUGAGAGAGAAGGAAAGAAUGUCACAAUUACGGCUUUUUCAAAAAUGGUUGGCUAUGCAUUGAAGGCAGCUGAGAUACUUGAAAAGCGAGGGAUCAGUUCUGAGGUUAUAAAUCUCCGCUCAAUCAGGCCACUAGAUAGGGCCACAAUUAAUGCUUCAGUUCAGAAAACAAAUAGGCUAGUGACCGUGGAAGAAGGUUACCCCCAACAUGGCGUUGGUGCUGAAAUAUGUGCAUCAGUAGUGGAGGAAAACUUCAUGUAUCUUGAUGCUCCGGUGGAAAGGAUUGCUGGGGCCGAUGUUCCCAUGCCUUACGCUGCUAAUCUUGAGAGAAUGGCUCUCCCACAGGUUGAAGAUAUCGUUCGUGCUGUCGAAAGGGUAUGCUUCAGAUCACCUCCCAUGGCUGCAAAUGCUUGACCCGAGCACAAGGGCCUGAGAUUUUCCCUUGUCCAUUUGAGAUAAAUUGGUAUAACCCAGAUAUGGAGCUUUGGUGUCUGCAGUAAGCUAGCAUUCAGUUGUAUGUUCUCUUUUCUCCUUAUUGGAGAAUAUAACAGCUUUUACGGAGUUCUAUUGCAUAAAAUGUUGUAUAACAUUGAUACCAUCCGUAUUGUUGUACAAAAUAUUACCAUGUAUAAUAACCUCAAUAGGGAUAUUUAAAAUAUAAGCUUGUCAGGCUGAGACUCAGAUUUGACAUGAUUUGGGUUCAUGCCGAGGUCGAUUGAUGGUAUGAUUAUUUCAAUUG